Molecule: messenger RNA, 592 nt
Organism: Dentiscutata erythropus
Lineage: Eukaryota; Fungi; Glomeromycota; Glomeromycetes; Diversisporales; Gigasporaceae
Source: the annotation of a GenBank genome assembly
GAAAGCUACGCGACACUUUGUCUCGCAACAGCUUACUGAAUACGAAUACUUUCAAGAAAUGUUAAAUAAAAAAGAAUUGCCGAAUCAUAAAAAGGUGAAAAAAAUUAUAGAUGGUGAAAAAGAGGUGAAAAAUACUUCAAAAACUAUGACCCAGAAAUCGAAAAACACAAGUGAAAAUUCUUCUUCGGAGUUGCCGUCCUCUUCUGAUGUAGGGUCUAAAAAUGAUGAAGAAAUAAAGUUUGAUUUCACAAGUGUUGAAAUUGAGUUGCUACAGGAACAAUCAAAUAAGUGGGAGGUCGGUACGGUCAAUGUAUUGCAAAGAUUUAAAAAAUACCAGAUAGAGAUAAUUGAGAAAGCGAAAACUUACAGAAUAAAAUGGACACUUUCUUCGAUAAUUGUUUUAAGCUUGCCUUGUCCUUAUCCUACUCAUAUUUUUACUAGUUGGGAAUGGCAGACGAUUAUAUAUAAGAACCCUUAUAUUGUAGCUGAUUCAGUUCUAUCUGAAAUUUUAUCUUCUUUACGAAAUGUAUCAGCUGAUUUCUUGGAAGGCAAGACUCUUUUUUUGUCUUUAAGUGAUUCCGAAAUCAGCUGA